AUUCCGAUAGAUUCGCCAACCACGAGCGCGCCAUUGUAUUCAAGAAAAAAAACCCUGGGACAAUAAGAUCGGAUCUUCAAUACCCCACCUUUUCCUCACCUUUUUUUGUUCACGACCUCAACUGAACGAAGCUACGACAAUUUCCCAAGUUGAUAAGAAUUGGGAGCCUUUUUUAAUCCAGAAAACCGCACCCCUCCUUUUUUUCGCAAAUCAGCUUUUUCGCCUGCUCAUUUCUGUCGCAUUUCAGCAACGAAUUAAUUUUGCAAGACAAUCUUACUACAUCACUAAACAACAUCUCAGUUAAUUGUUAGUUCGCAAUGGCUGAUACUUCUGCCACUUCCCAGCUACCUCCGCCGCCGCAGCCUAAUGCUGGCGCGCCUGGAUUUGACAACCAGAAUGGCCAGGCCAAUCCCACCCACAUGCCGCCGCCGCCUCUUCACAUCCCGCCGAACACAAACCCCAUCCCUACAGCCAUCACCUCUCCCAUGUCUGCCGUUGACAAGGGAGGCGUCAUGUCUCCUAGCAGUGGAGGCCCAUUCCCGCGACGUGCAGCACCUGAGCCUAAUAAGCGCGCCUUGUAUGUAGGCGGUCUUGACCCUCGCGUCACAGAGGAUGUCUUGCGCCAGAUCUUCGAAACCACCGGGCAUGUUCAGAAUGUCAAGAUAAUCCCAGACAAGAACCAAAAGGGAUAUAACUAUGGUUUCGUCGAGUACGAUGACCCUGGCGCGGCUGAGCGUGCUAUGCAGACGUUGAAUGGUCGACGUGUCCACCAAGCUGAGAUUAGAGUCAACUGGGCCUAUCAGUCCAAUACUACUAACAAGGAGGACACAUCGAGCCACUUCCACAUCUUUGUCGGCGAUUUGUCCAACGAAGUCAACGACGAAGUCCUGCUGCAAGCCUUUUCGGCUUUUGGAACCAUCUCGGAAGCUCGUGUUAUGUGGGACAUGAAGACUGGGCGUUCUCGCGGUUACGGCUUUGUCGCUUUCCGAGACCGUGCGGAUGCCGAGAAAGCCUUGAGUUCGAUGGACGGCGAGUGGUUGGGUUCUCGUGCAAUUCGAUGCAACUGGGCCAACCAGAAGGGGCAGCCUUCAAUGGCUCAACAGCAGGCGAUGCAAGCUAUGGGCAUGACGCCUACUACCCCCUAUGGUCACCACCAUUUCCCUACCCAUGGAAUUCAGAGCUACGACAUGAUUGUCAACCAGACGCCGGCUUGGCAGACUACCUGCUAUGUCGGUAACCUGACCCCCUACACCACUCAGAAUGACGUCGUCCCCCUCUUCCAGAAUUUUGGCUAUGUCACCGAGUCCCGAUUCCAAGCUGAUCGAGGCUUUGCAUUCAUCAAGAUGGAUACCCACGAGAAUGCUGCCAUGGCCAUCUGCCAAUUAAACGGAUACAAUGUCAAUGGACGACCUCUGAAGUGCAGCUGGGGUAAAGACAAGACUCCCAAUGCCCAGGGAAGUUUCGAUCCUUCGCAACAAGCAUUUAGCCCUCAAAGUGCCCAGGCGUCUGCGUACCCAGGCACGCCGUCGACCUUCUUCCCGCAAUAUGGAGCGGGUCAGUAUGGUGGUCAGCAGCAACCCUACGGUGGACCGCCAGCUCAGUCGCCUGCUGGUUAUGGAGCGCAGCCCAUGGGCUAUGGCGGUCCGCCGAGUGCUGGGGGUUACGGCCGCGGUCAGCAGCCGCCUAACCAGCCGUGGACGCAGCCGCCACCUGCUCAGAGUUUCAACAGUGGAUAUCCUGGGUACCAGGGUUAGCGGUCCUAGGGGGGGUUGAUUUCUUGGAGGAGCGUCUGGUUAACAAGUUCCCUUCGGAUGUGCACGCUACUUACAUUCCCCCUAUUUUAGUCUGGUUGCUCAGUAGAUGGAUGCGCGUUCGAGCAUAGACCCUUUAGGUAUUUCGAUGGAACGCAAGCCACGCCAAUUGGGGAUUUCUCUUUAGAUGACGCAUUCCAGUUUUUGCUUG
Molecule: messenger RNA, 1962 nt
Organism: Daldinia loculata
Lineage: Eukaryota; Fungi; Ascomycota; Sordariomycetes; Xylariales; Hypoxylaceae
Exons: 5
Coding region: 318-1754 (478 amino acids)
Molecular function (GO): RNA binding
Source: RefSeq, a predicted model, not a curated record